CUUAUCUGUUCCUACUGGGCAAAAGACAGAUACAAAAGACUUGCCAGCGGAGAAGAAAAGAGAUGGAGAAAAAUCAAGUCACAAAGAGAGGAGGAAAAGAACACAUGACAGACGGACAACAUGAAAAUGAGGAAGAUGAAGACAAUGCAGCCUCUGAACAAUGGACAGGAGCCGAGAGUGAUGACUCAAAGCAGCUGACGUUGGUUCCAGCUGCAGACCCACCUGGACCCGACGAAGCCAGAGCUCCUCCUGGACCUAAUGGACCUGGUGGUCCUGAUAGUGCAGUGGGUGCAGUAGGUGCAGUGGUCCUGGCUCCAGUUGCUCUGGGAGCCAUAGGUUUCGCUUCAGGUGGAAUAGCAGCAGGCUCCUUUGCAGCAAGUAUGAUGUCGUCUGCUGCGAUUGCUAAUGGAGGAGGAGUGGCAGCAGGAAGUCUAGUGGCUGUUCUGCAGUCAGCAGGUGCAGUUGGUCUGUCAGCAGCUGCCUCUACAGCUGUGGCCAGUGUUGGAGGAGCAGUGGGAGGAGCAGUGGGGUGGCUGACUGGACACAUUGUCCGAAAAAAGAAGAAGAAACAAGACAAAGCCAAGAAACAAUAAUGCUGUAACUCUCAUGGUUCAUUCCAUUGUCUGUAAAUGUGAAAAGCACUGAAAUUCAGUUGUUUAUUAACUCAUUGUGCAAAUAAAUGUGUCAACCAUCAUGUUCCAGUGGCAGAGAGCAUGUUGAAUCUUGCUGCUCUGGCACAAUGUCACUGAGGGAAACAUCUUUAAAUAUCUUUAGGUUGGUUUGUGACGAGGUUGUGAAAAUCAAAACACAAUUCUCUAGGAUUGGAUACGACUUCAUUAAUCCCACAAUGGGGAAGUUUUUUCUAAAACUAAACUAAAUUCUACAGUCAAACAUAUGUAUAUGUAUAUACACAUAUGCAUAUAUGUGUAUGUAUUUGUGUGUAUAUAAAGUGGUAAACACUAUAUAUAGUGUUAUUAGAUUAGUAUUUAUUGUUUACCACUUUCUUUUCUCAGAGUACCAGCCUCCACAGCAAGACGGAACCAAGUGAGUAGCUUUGUUUGUUUGUUUCGGGCUCAGCAGUGGGUGGAGCAGUGAACGUAAUCUUUUAUAACGCUGCAACUGUAACGUGUAAUGCUGUGAAAGUAGAGGUCAUAGGCAGCUUUUGGAGUCAGUGGUUUGAAGG
Messenger RNA from Betta splendens (Siamese fighting fish), 1183 nucleotides. RefSeq names its product interferon alpha-inducible protein 27-like protein 2. The coding region runs from base 63 to 593 and encodes 176 amino acids. Gene Ontology annotation, biological process: apoptotic signaling pathway. The record is from RefSeq and is a predicted model, not a curated record. The transcript is spliced from 4 exons. NCBI's taxonomy places the organism in Eukaryota, Metazoa, Chordata, Actinopteri, Anabantiformes, Osphronemidae. Gene Ontology annotation, cellular component: membrane; mitochondrion.